AUGGCAUCACCUAGAGGUCUCAGCAAGCUCCCAACCGAGCUCCGCCUCAUGAUCUACCAAUACCUCAUAACAGAACGCAAAAUCGUCACGUCUACUCCCUGGUUCUGGGUCCCCGUCUUCAAGAGUGUCGACACCUACAUCGACAUCGUCUCCGUGCUCAAUCUCAUCAUCACUCACCCAGAACUCGGUCCAGAAAUUGCGGAUCUCCGGCCUUUGAUCUCCUCGUAA
Messenger RNA from Fulvia fulva, 228 nucleotides. RefSeq lists its product as uncharacterized. The transcript has a single exon. Bases 1 to 228 code for a protein of 75 amino acids. NCBI's taxonomy places the organism in Eukaryota, Fungi, Ascomycota, Dothideomycetes, Mycosphaerellales, Mycosphaerellaceae. The record is from RefSeq and is a predicted model, not a curated record.